Drosophila novamexicana is the source of this 2485-nucleotide messenger RNA. RefSeq names its product mitochondrial thiamine pyrophosphate carrier (gene Tpc1). Gene Ontology annotation, biological process: thiamine pyrophosphate transmembrane transport. The transcript is spliced from 4 exons. Gene Ontology annotation, cellular component: mitochondrial inner membrane. The coding region runs from base 706 to 1746 and encodes 346 amino acids. Gene Ontology annotation, molecular function: thiamine transmembrane transporter activity. Lineage: Eukaryota; Metazoa; Arthropoda; Insecta; Diptera; Drosophilidae. The record is from RefSeq and is a predicted model, not a curated record.
CAACAGCUGUUUUGGGAAUGCACUUGACGUAACUUAAGGCCAAGUUUUGUUUUCAAUUUGUUUUGUUAUAGCCGAAAAGCGUUUCAAAACCGGUUUUUACAGCCUUUCGCAUAAACUGCAGCUAAAUCAACGAGCGGCAACAUACAGUUAUUACACACACACACACACACAAGCGCUGGGCAAAAGAAAGUUUUGACGCAAUCGCAUGGCCGCUACUUGUAAUUUGUAAUGAAGAAGCGUCGUGGUCGUGCGGCCGCGCAGCUAAACAGUUAGCACUGCACUCUGGCAGCGAACAGUCGAAUUUAUUGACGAGCGACUUUUGUGGAUAUUUGGCAUAUUUUUAAGCAUCAGCCCUGCCAACCAGACAACAAAACAACAACAACAACAAAAGUGAAAUCGCCGAUAAGACGCCCCCAUCCCUGAAUGAAUGAAUUUGUGAAUUUAGUCUGAUUGAAGACUAUGUCAAAAUUGGCGCGCAUGCGACCAUAGCGAAACCAAAAGGAAAAAAGAAACCACAACACCAGGCAUAAGAGGUGCCUAGUGAAACAAACGACUGACACGCGCUCCACUGGGCAUGACACCUUAAAUGCCAUUGAAGACGCAGCCGCAGUAAUAAAAGUGAAAUCAGCACGAAAACCAGCACGCACAGGCACACCAAAAGAGCCAUUGACAUCGAUACAGUUAGUUGAAAAGACAGCGAGCAAUAUGACGCCGGCGGUAACUAGCAGUACUGGGACCGUAUCAGCGUGUCCCCCGCCCACAUCCACACCGGUCAGUCAACGACGCAAACACAGCGCACGUGAGCAACUGCAGCAAAUUGCUGCCGGCGGCAUGGCGGCCGCUAUUACACGUUCCACCUGUCAGCCCCUGGAUGUGCUCAAGAUACGCUUUCAGCUGCAGGUGGAACCAUUUAGGACAACUGAACAUAACUUGGUCCUACCAGGCCACAAAUCCGGUACACUAUUGCAGUCCUCUAAAUACACGUCUAUUAUUCAAGCCGUGCGCACCAUUUAUCGCGAGGAGGGCCUGUUGGCCUUCUGGAAAGGUCACAAUCCUGCCCAGGUGUUGAGCAUUAUGUACGGCAUCUGUCAGUUCUGGACAUACGAGCAGCUUAGCUUGGUUGCCAAACAAACCAACUACCUCAAAGAUCACCCGCAUCUCUCAAAUUUCAUGUGCGGCGCUGCAGCGGGCGCUGCAGCAGUGAUCAUCUCCACACCUUUGGAUGUUAUACGCACACGCCUGAUUGCCCAAGACACUAGCAAAGGAUAUAGAAAUGCAACGCGUGCUAUCACGGACAUUAUGCGGCAGGAGGGACCACGUGGAAUGUAUCGCGGCUUGUCUUCAGCCCUGUUGCAAAUUGCGCCCUUGAUGGGCACCAACUUUAUGGCCUAUCGUUUGUUCAGCGAAUCGGCGUGCACUUUCUUCGAGGUGGACGACCGUAGUAAGCUGCCUACCUGGACGCUUUUGGUGUUAGGCGCCUCGUCGGGCAUGCUGUCCAAGACAAUUGUGUAUCCGUUUGAUUUAAUCAAGAAGCGUCUGCAAAUCCAGGGCUUUGAGCAAAAUCGCCAAACAUUCGGACGUACCCUUCAAUGCAAUGGCGUUUGGGAUUGUCUUCAGUUAACGGUGCGGCAGGAGGGUGUAUGGGGUCUGUACAAGGGCGUUGCUCCCACGCUGCUCAAGUCAAGCCUGACAACGGCCUUGUAUUUUAGCAUUUACGACAAGCUUAAGCAGGUGCGCCUCUGGUAGGCGCCGCGACAGUUUUCUAUUUAGCACAUAAGUAGUGAAAAAGUUCACAGCACAGAAUCUAUUUUUAUAUGCAAUUUACAAUUAACUCUGUAAAUGAUACUAAGCAUAGUUUCUCUGUUAAUUAGUUAUCGUUUUUAGUACGGGUUUGUUUUAUAUUAAUAAGUAUCUGAUUAAACCAUGCGCCAACCUAUAAACUAUAUGCACAAAUGCAUAGACGAUUCAGAAAUGCCACUGUUGUUUAGUUUUAUUUAUCCAGUUCUGGACACUAGAUAUAAACGCCGCAUUUUUCAUUUUUGUUGUAUACAUUCCACAUAUUAUUAUUAAAAAUGCCUCAUGAUACGAUUUUCAAAGUGAUGUCUGUACAAAUGUUGACAAUCGGUUUAGCAAGAAGUAAAUCUAGCAUAAUAUUAUCAAUUUUUUUAUAUAUUCUACCGAUAUAUUAAGUUAUCUGUUUAUAUAAAAAGGUUUGUCCGAACUCAUUGCUGAGCAAGCGGAAAAAGCUGCGAAGCCGAAAUUUGUACAGAAGUUUCUCUUUGGGUAUGCAAAACAUCUGAAGCAACGCAGACACAUAAAUUGUGCUUUUCAAAAGUGAGCGCAUGAGCCUGUGCAACUAAGGUCAAGGGUCUGAGCGUCGGAAUAACAAGCGAGAGGUCGCCGGUUCAAUACCAGGGUAUUUUUAAACUUUUCUGUAAGCAAAACAAAAAACGGUGAACGCAUAGUUGUAUUGUGCAAACAGAUA